Messenger RNA from Aspergillus tanneri, 633 nucleotides. RefSeq names its product high-affinity Cu transporter CTR3 (gene CTR3). Gene Ontology annotation, biological process: copper ion transmembrane transport. The record is from RefSeq and is a predicted model, not a curated record. NCBI's taxonomy places the organism in Eukaryota, Fungi, Ascomycota, Eurotiomycetes, Eurotiales, Aspergillaceae. Gene Ontology annotation, molecular function: copper ion transmembrane transporter activity. Bases 1 to 633 code for a protein of 210 amino acids. The transcript is spliced from 4 exons. Gene Ontology annotation, cellular component: membrane.
AUGGACCACAUGGACCACAUGGACCACAUGAGUAUGACCAUGGGAACAGCAACGACAUCUGCUCCCAUGAGCACCGGCACCGGAAUGUCGCAUGGCAUGGAAGGCAUGGGUCAUGAUAUGGGGGGAAUGGGAGGUCACAGUUUCCUCGCCGAGUCAUGGCACAUCACGUCGCGCGGGAUGUUCGCAGGCUCCUGUAUCGGAGUAAUCUUACUCGUAAUGACUUUGGAAUUUCUACGUCGAGUCGGUCGAGAAUACGAUGCCUUUAUUGUUCGAAGGGCCCAACUACGAACAAGUCUAUCUUCUCCUCCCGCGGAACAAAUCGCCAACGGAGGAAACACCAGUGGAAGCGACACAGGAAAACCAGGAACAAUAACCACCGUACCAGUGCCCAUUCAAUGCGCCCCGCAUGGAGUCCGACCUACGCCUAUUGAGCAGCUCGUGCGUGCGGCGCUGCAUAUGUUGCAGUUUGCGGUGGCAUACUUCGUCAUGUUGUUGGCUAUGUAUUUCAAUGGAUAUAUUAUUAUUUGUAUCUUUAUCGGUGCGUUUCUGGGAUCUGUGGUGUUUUCCUGGGAGGAGGUGGGAGGUGUUACAUCCAAGAAUGAUGCCACGGCGGUGACCAAAUGUUGUGGGUAA